This is a messenger RNA of Babjeviella inositovora NRRL Y-12698, 3759 nucleotides long. RefSeq names its product calcium-transporting ATPase (gene PMC1). Bases 266 to 3751 code for a protein of 1161 amino acids. Gene Ontology annotation, biological process: calcium ion transmembrane transport; intracellular calcium ion homeostasis. NCBI's taxonomy places the organism in Eukaryota, Fungi, Ascomycota, Pichiomycetes, Serinales. The record is from RefSeq and is a predicted model, not a curated record. The transcript has a single exon. Gene Ontology annotation, cellular component: membrane; intracellular membrane-bounded organelle. Gene Ontology annotation, molecular function: ATP hydrolysis activity; ATP binding; P-type calcium transporter activity.
CCUUCAUUGUGCCCGUCCCGGGACAGGAUGGCGAAGUAACCUCAAACUCGUCUGCAGUUCCCUACACUGCCCUUAAUCAUCGACGUACCAGGACUACAGCAAACUAGUCAGCAAUAACGUAUAGCCAGACCUGGAAAAACAGCUACGUUUGAGAAACACCUGAGAAUAUAAGUGGGAUCGCGUUCUGCCCCCUCCAGUUCUGUUUUCGUUCCACGUACAUCCACUAACACCUUUUGAAUAACCAUCUAUUAAAACCAAUACACACAUGUCGUCCUUUACUCCCACUACAGAGGAGCUCUCGGCGUUACACGACCCCAAAUCGCUCGCGAGCCUCGCGCACCUUGGCGGCGUGGAUGCGCUUGCGUCUGCGCUCCACACAGACCUCCAACAGGGGAUCCCCGCGGGCGCCAACAUCGAGCGAGUUGAGCGCUACGGGAUCAACAAACUCCCCGCCAAGAAACCCAAGUCCUUCUUUGCGCUUGCAUGGGAGGCGAUGCACGAUAAGGUGCUCAUUCUUCUUUCAGUCGCUGCGGUUGUUUCGCUCGCACUUGGGCUCUACGAAACCUUUGGCCAGGAUCCUGACUACGAUUACGAGGGCAACCCGAUCCCGCAGGUCGAAUGGGUCGAAGGGGUGGCGAUUAUCGUGGCUGUGGCGAUUGUGGUCGUGGUCGGCGCGGCCAACGAUUACCAGAAGGAGCGCCAGUUUGCAAAGUUGAAUUCCAAGAAGGAAGAUCGCGAUGUGGUGGUCAUCCGUGCGGGAAGCCAGACUCUUGUGUCCGUCUACGACUUGGUCGUGGGUGACCUUAUUGUGUUGCAGACGGGUGACGUGGUGCCAUCCGAUGCGGUACUCAUAUCCGGUGCCUGUGAGUGCGACGAGUCAGCGAUGACGGGUGAGUCAAACACGAUCAAGAAGGUACCGGCGGCGCAGGCCGAAUCGCUAUUCGCGUCUGACUAUGCCGCUUCCGGCGUUGAUAUCGGCACCAAAGGCGUCCCCGACCCGUACCUCAUCUCCGGUUCCAAGCUCCUUUCCGGGCUCGGCAACGCCGUCGUCACCGCGGUGGGGCCUAAUUCUGUCCACGGUCGCACGAUGGCGUCUUUACAGGUCGAAGCUGAGGUCACGCCGUUGCAGGCCCGUUUGGACAACCUAGCCAACGGGAUUGCCAAGUUCGGUUUCAUCGCAGCUUUGAUCUUAUUUAUUGUGUUAUUCAUCAAGUUCUUGGUAAAUAUCACCCACGGAAGCGACCGCUUCCUUGAGCCGUCCAAAAAAGGCUCCAAGUUCCUUAACAUCCUCAUCACUGCCAUCACUAUCAUCGUGGUGGCCGUUCCGGAAGGGUUACCGCUCGCGGUAACACUCGCGCUCGCGUUUGCGACGACGCGGAUGGCCAAGGACGGUAAUUUAGUCCGUGUGUUGCGUUCGUGUGAGAUCAUGGGGGGUGCCACGGCUGUGUGCUCCGAUAAGACGGGGACGUUGACGGAGAACCGCAUGCGAGUCGUGAAGGGGCUACUUGGCGAGUCCGAAUUCAGCGAUUCGCAUAGCACCGAGCACGACGCACAGGAGCCGCUCGUGACGAGUCUCGCGCUCGCGCCGCUGCUCGACCCUGCGCUCACCCAGAAUAUCCUCAAAAACAUUAUUGUCAACUCCACCGCGUUUGAAAACACCAAAAGCGAUGUGACGGUGACUACGCCGAAGGGUAAGUGGUACCAGAAGACCCAGCCACCGCCGUUGAGCACGGACAGCGAAUCAUACCUCGGUAACAAAACUGAGACCGCACUUCUUUUGUUGGCGGAAAACACGUUUGGCGCGUUCAAGACGCAGCCACUCGCAGCGCGCCGCGACGCUGCCCGUGCGGAUGUCGUACAGACGAUUCCGUUCGAGUCGCUGCGCAAGUGGGGUGGGAUCGUAUGCCGCACCGCCACGGGCCACCGGUUUUUCGUCAAGGGAGCGUCCGAAAUCGUGCUUGCGCACGCAGGAUUCCGGUGCAGUGCGGGUGGUGAGAUUUCUGCGCUCGAUGCGCCGCUUACGGCCUUUUACGCUCGCAAGGUUGAGCAGUUUGCCACCGCGGCGUUGCGUACGUUGGCGCUUGCGCACCGCGACUUUCCCGGUGUCUGGCCACCGCGCGAGCUCAUCAACCCGGCGUUCUCCACCACCGAUGCCGACCCGGAAUUGCUCUUUGGCGCUGCGCAGUUGGUGGUUGACACCGUCGUUGGGAUCCAGGAUCCGUUGCGCGCGGGUGUUCCGCUUGCCGUCGAGCAGUGUCAAAAAGCCGGAGUCACCGUCCGGAUGGUGACGGGUGACAACCUCAUCACCGCCAAAUCAAUUUCUCUUGGCUGUGGCAUCUUGACCCCUGAAGACGCGCGUCUUCCUGAGUCUUGCAUGGAGGGCCCAGCGUUCCGGAAGCUUUCCGCUGCACGGCGCCUUGAGAUCGUGCCACACCUCCGAGUGUUAGCGCGCUCGUCGCCGGAGGACAAGAAGAUUUUGGUCCAGACACUCAAGAAUAUGGGCGAGGUGGUUGCCGUCACUGGUGACGGGACCAACGAUGCGCCUGCGUUGAAGCUCGCGGAUGUGGGCUUCUCGAUGGGGAUAGCCGGUACGGAGGUGGCGCGCGAGGCGUCCGACAUCAUCCUCAUGACCGACGAUUUCAGUGCGAUUGUCAAAGCAAUCGUGUGGGGCCGUACGGUUGCGACCUCCAUCAAGAAGUUCAUUCAGUUCCAGCUCACCGUCAAUGUCACCGCCGUCGUUUUGACCUUUGUUUCCGCCGUCGCCGACAAGGAGGGUACAUCCGUGCUCACGGCGGUGCAACUUCUCUGGGUGAACUUGAUCAUGGAUACCUUGGCUGCGCUCGCGCUCGCUACUGAUCGCCCGGACGACAAUAUGCUCAAGCGCAAGCCCGCGGGGCGUACCGCCCCGCUCAUCUCCGUCUCCAUGUGGAAGAUGAUCCUUCUGCAGUCCAGCAUGCAAUUGAUCAUAACGUUCGUCUUGCAUUUUGCUGGGGUGCGGAUCUUCUUCGGCGCUGAUGCGAACCCCCAUGAGCAGGCGCAGAUUGCGUCGCUCACGUUCAACGCGUUUGUGUGGUUGCAGUUCUUCAAUAUCUUUGUGGCGCGCAAGUUGGACGAGGGGGAUGACUUGACGACGUUCCGGGAACGUUUCAGCGCAUACAACUUGAAUUUCUUUGACCGUUUGUUCAGUAACUGGUACUUUGUGGCGAUCGCGUUGAUCAUUGGCGGAGGCCAGGUGCUUAUCAUGUAUGUCGGUGGUGCCGCGUUUUCGGUUUCGCGCCAGACCGGUGCGAUGUGGGGGACCGCCUUGAUCUGUGGCUUAUUGUCGCUUCCGUUUGGGGUGUUGAUUCGCUUGAUCCCCAACCUGUGGGCACUCGCAGUCUUCCCACGCCGCUUGUACAAUGCCGUGAUGUACGCUGGCUCGUUCAAGUGGAUGAGAAGCGCGUCGAAGGAUCCGGAGGCAAAUUUCGAGGAGGAGUACGCCUCACCGUUGCUUGCAAUCCCGGCAUUCAGAAGAGCCAGACACGACAUCCUUAAGAUCAAGAGACAGCACCAGAGCGGCAGACGCAACUUUUACAAGGACUGGAAAGGAAGUAGUUCUGAGGCGUCAUCGGAGGUGGGUAGCGAUGAUGAUCAUACUGAGAAGGUGGAGAUUGUUGGGAUUUCCGCGUUGGCAAUGGUUCCGACGGUAGUGGGCGGGGCUGUUGCCGGGUGGAGUGGAGUAGGCAGGCCGGAAGCUCGAACGGAUCUCUAGGUGAGGGG